Molecule: messenger RNA, 210 nt
Organism: Penicillium canariense
Lineage: Eukaryota; Fungi; Ascomycota; Eurotiomycetes; Eurotiales; Aspergillaceae
Exons: 1
Coding region: 1-210 (69 amino acids)
Source: RefSeq, a predicted model, not a curated record
AUGCUGACUCGUUCGCUGCGUGGUGUGGACUAUGUGGACUAUGUCUUCCAUCUUGCUACGCCGUCCGGCGUCGAUGCUCUCUCGGCAGACUAUGCCAACCCUGCAGUCCAGGGGACCAAGUCCAUCCUCCACGCUGCGAUGAGCUUCCCAGUUCACCGAAGGAUGCGAUCUCGAGGAUCCACGCGCACCAGGCGACUCGGCACCGUCUAG